UGGUGCUGGCUGGUGCUGAUCUCCCCUCUUUCCCCUUUUUUUGUCUCCUUUAGGUCGGGGACCAUAAGUUCAGCGCUCACCGGAUCGUGCUGGCAGCUUCUAUCCCGUACUUCCAUGCCAUGUUCACCAACGACAUGAUGGAGUGCAAGCAGGAUGAGAUCGUCAUGCAAGGGAUGGACCCCAGCGCGCUCGAGGCUCUGAUCAACUUUGCCUACAACGGUCACCUGGCCAUAGACCAGCAGAACGUCCAGUCGCUGCUGAUGGGGGCGAGCUUCCUCCAGCUGCAGAACAUCAAGGACGCUUGCUGCACCUUCCUCAGAGAGAGGCUUCACCCGAAGAACUGCCUGGGCGUGCGGCAGUUUGCCGAGACCAUGAUGUGCGCCGUGCUCUACGACGCCGCCAACAGCUUCAUCCAUCAGCACUUCGUGGAGGUGUCCAUGUCCGAGGAGUUCCUGGCGCUGCCCUUCGAAGACGUCCUGGAGCUUGUUUCCAGGGACGAGCUCAACGUGAAGUCCGAGGAGCAGGUGUUUGAGGCCGCCUUAGCCUGGAUCCGCUACGACCGGGAGCAGAGGGAGCCCUUCCUGCCCGAGCUCCUGGCCAAAAUCCGCCUGCCCCUGUGCCGGCCGCAGUUCCUCGCUGACCGCGUGCAGCAGGACGACCUGGUGCGCUGCUGCCACAAGUGCAGGGAUCUGGUUGACGAGGCAAAAGAUUAUCACCUCAUGCCAGAGCGCCGGCCGCACCUCCCCGCGUUCAAGACCCGUCCUCGGUGCUGUACGUCGAUUGCGGGACUCAUUUAUGCCGUCGGAGGACUGAACUCAGCAGCAAAUUUUUACGCAGGCGACUCGCUGAACGUGGUGGAAGUCUUUGACCCCAUUGCCAACCGCUGGGAGAAGUGCCAGCCGAUGACGACGGCUCGGAGCCGGGUGGGCGUAGCCGUGGUGAACGGGCUGCUCUACGCCAUCGGCGGCUACGACGGGCAGCUGAGGCUGAGCACGGUGGAGGUUUACAACCCGGAGGUGGAUUCCUGGUCCAAAGUGGAAAGCAUGAACAGCAAGCGGAGCGCCAUGGGGACGGUGGUGCUGGAUGGCCAGAUCUACGUCUGCGGCGGAUACGACGGCAACUCCUCCCUCAGCUCCGUGGAGUCCUACUCACCAGAAACCAACAAGUGGACGGCGGUGACCCCCAUGAGCUCCAACCGCAGCGCCGCCGGAGUGACGGUGUUCGAGGGCAGGAUCUACGUGUCGGGAGGGCACGACGGCCUGCAGAUCUUCAACAGCGUGGAGUACUACAACCACCACACGGCCACCUGGCACCCGGUGGCCAGCAUGCUCAACAAGCGCUGCCGCCACGGCGCCGCCUCCCUGGGCAGCAAGAUGUUCGUCUGCGGGGGCUACGACGGCUCGGGCUUCCUCAGCAUCGCCGAGGUGUACAGCUCCGUGGCAGACCAGUGGUACCUGAUCGUCCCCAUGAACACCCGCAGGAGCCGCGUGUCCCUCGUGGCCAACUGCGGCCGCCUCUACGCCGUGGGGGGCUACGACGGACAGUCCAACCUCAGCUCGGUGGAAAUGUACGACCCGGAGACCAACCGCUGGACGUUCAUGGCUCCCAUGGUGUGCCACGAGGGGGGGGUCGGCGUGGGCUGCAUACCCCUCCUGACCAUCUGAGGAGGGAGUUUCGGGGCUGCCUUCGAAGGGACGAUCGGGGGCAGAGCUUCCGAGAGCGGCUUCCCGACGCGAUAGCCGGAGAAGCGCGUCUCCAGGUGCUCCGCUGUCACGCCCAAACACACCCACAACUUGACAAAAACCACCCCUACCCCCUCGGCUCUUGGACUGAGGCUCCAGAAAGAUCAAAUUAUUAAUUAUUAUUAUUAUUA
Oxyura jamaicensis (ruddy duck) is the source of this 1873-nucleotide messenger RNA. RefSeq names its product kelch like family member 18 (gene KLHL18). The transcript is spliced from 9 exons. NCBI's taxonomy places the organism in Eukaryota, Metazoa, Chordata, Aves, Anseriformes, Anatidae. Gene Ontology annotation, molecular function: protein binding. The record is from RefSeq and is a predicted model, not a curated record. Bases 120 to 1664 code for a protein of 514 amino acids.